Messenger RNA from Pygocentrus nattereri (red-bellied piranha), 1696 nucleotides. Its product is annotated as tubulin alpha-1C chain. The transcript is spliced from 5 exons. Gene Ontology annotation, biological process: microtubule cytoskeleton organization; mitotic cell cycle. Gene Ontology annotation, molecular function: structural constituent of cytoskeleton; GTP binding. NCBI's taxonomy places the organism in Eukaryota, Metazoa, Chordata, Actinopteri, Characiformes, Serrasalmidae. The coding region runs from base 106 to 1533 and encodes 475 amino acids. Gene Ontology annotation, cellular component: cytoplasm; microtubule. The record is from RefSeq and is a predicted model, not a curated record.
UCCGCGCAUGCUCAGUGACAGCGCCGCCUCCUCAUUCUCUUUCCUCCGUUGUCUGGACAGCGUCCAUCUCUUCAGCGCCAGCAUCAUCUGCACAGAGAGAACAAAAUGCGUGAGUGUAUCUCCAUCCACGUAGGCCAGGCAGGUGUCCAGAUUGGCAAUGCCUGCUGGGAGCUCUACUGCCUUGAGCAUGGCAUUCAGCCGGACGGACAGAUGCCUAGCGACAAAACCAUUGGUGGAGGUGACGACUCCUUCAACACUUUCUUCAGUGAGACAGGAGCUGGCAAGCACGUCCCCAGGGCAGUGUUUGUGGAUCUGGAGCCCACUGUGAUUGACGAGGUCCGCACCGGCACUUACCGCCAGCUGUUCCACCCUGAGCAGCUCAUCACUGGAAAGGAAGAUGCUGCCAACAACUACGCUCGAGGUCAUUACACCAUCGGCAAGGAGAUCAUCGACCUGGUGCUUGACAGGAUCCGCAAACUAGCUGACCAGUGCACCGGUCUCCAAGGCUUCCUGGUCUUCCACAGCUUUGGAGGUGGAACUGGCUCUGGUUUCACCUCCUUGCUGAUGGAGCGUCUCUCUGUUGACUACGGCAAGAAGUCUAAGCUUGAGUUCUCCAUCUACCCAGCUCCACAGGUGUCCACCGCUGUGGUGGAGCCCUACAACUCCAUCCUGACCACCCACACCACACUGGAGCACUCAGAUUGUGCUUUCAUGGUCGAUAAUGAGGCCAUCUAUGACAUCUGCCGUAGGAACCUCGAUAUUGAGCGUCCUACCUACACCAACCUUAACAGGCUGAUUGGUCAGAUUGUGUCCUCCAUCACAGCCUCCCUCCGAUUCGAUGGUGCCCUGAACGUUGAUCUGACUGAGUUCCAGACCAACUUGGUGCCCUACCCUCGUAUCCACUUCCCUCUGGCCACAUACGCCCCAGUGAUUUCUGCUGAGAAAGCUUACCACGAGCAGCUGUCAGUGGCCGAGAUCACCAACGCUUGCUUUGAGCCAGCAAAUCAGAUGGUCAAAUGUGACCCACGUCAUGGCAAGUACAUGGCUUGCUGCUUAUUGUACCGUGGUGACGUUGUACCUAAAGACGUCAACGCUGCCAUCGCCACCAUUAAGACCAAGCGCACCAUCCAGUUUGUGGACUGGUGCCCAACUGGUUUCAAGGUUGGUAUCAACUACCAGCCUCCCACUGUGGUGCCUGGUGGUGACCUAGCCAAGGUCCAGAGAGCCGUCUGCAUGCUUAGCAACACCACAGCCAUUGCUGAGGCUUGGGCUAGGCUUGACCACAAGUUUGACCUGAUGUAUGCCAAGCGUGCCUUUGUGCAUUGGUAUGUAGGAGAGGGUAUGGAGGAGGGAGAGUUCUCAGAGGCCAGAGAGGACAUGGCUGCUCUGGAGAAGGAUUACGAGGAAGUUGGUGUUGACUCCAUUGAGGGAGAGUUCUCAGAGGCCAGAGAGGACAUGGCUGCUCUGGAGAAGGAUUACGAGGAGGUUGGUGCAGAUAGCUUGGAGGGAGAUGAUGAAGGAGAAGAAUACUAAGUGUACACCUGAUUGUUGAGUGAGGUUUUGAGUUCAUUCAUCUUUUACAUGUUCCUUUCUAGAUAUAUGUGUUUGGUGACAUUAAAUCACAUUCAACUAAUUCACACUUUUUUGUUUGUAAUCACUGUUGGAGCAUGAAUUGAAUAAAUUUGGGAGAAACAAA